Messenger RNA from Nematostella vectensis (starlet sea anemone), 4804 nucleotides. RefSeq names its product probable RNA helicase armi. NCBI's taxonomy places the organism in Eukaryota, Metazoa, Cnidaria, Anthozoa, Actiniaria, Edwardsiidae. Gene Ontology annotation, molecular function: ATP hydrolysis activity; helicase activity. Bases 301 to 4695 code for a protein of 1464 amino acids. The transcript is spliced from 20 exons. The record is from RefSeq and is a predicted model, not a curated record.
GCAAACCGUUUCUAAAAAAAUAAGAAUCAGCCAUUCGUCGUGUAUCAGAUUAUUUUCUUUUCCAAGAACUGCUACUUUGCUUUAUCUCCAUUUCGUCGCCUCUUCUGUUUUAUAUGUUUUAAUUUUAUUUGUUCCCGUCGUUAUUUUGUAAGUUUCGCGCUCAAAUUUGUGGUCUUCCUGUGGUGUUUUCGCGGGUUCAAUUUCAAAAUGGCGGCUCAUACAGUGACAAAACAUUGACGCAAAAUAUAACGCACUUUCUCUUUUUAACACUAAAUUUCCUGCUAGUUUCCACUCAUCGUCAUGUUUAGCUUUUUAUCUAAAGUCAGCAGCUUUGUCCUCGGUAAUGUAGUCGAAGAGGAAACGGCGCAAGAAAAUAAUUCCCGCGACUCUGCAUCGCUUGGGCCUGAACAGAUUCCCCAAGAAGAGACGACAACGUCAAAUGGUAUACGAGACAAAGUUAAACCUGGCGAGCUACAGAAAUCCUUCUACGGAAAAGUAACUAAUCUGUACGAUGGAGCGGGGGUGAUAGACCACGAUGUGUAUUUUACUUUUGACGUUAUUUUGGGCGGAUUUCGUCCCGAAUUGGGAUCCGAGGUGCACGUAGAAGCCUUGCGGGAAUCGGUCUCUAGCGGCUGGAAGGCUACACGUGUUGAUCACGUGCAAGAGUGGGACACCAAGGGCCAGAGUGGUACCUUAGAGACUGUAGUUGCCAAGGUGACGGAUAUAAGUGGAAAUAUUAUUACCUUAAAUAAUGAAUUAACAAUAAACAUGUCAGCCAUGCACCUAGGAAAUGAUACCUACUCCCCCUUCGUUGGCGACUGGAUUAAGGCGGAUCUAGAGAAAUUUGCCGAUGGAAGUGUUGAAAUCAGGGGGGUGAAGCCCUUACGGGAGAAGCAUUUUUCUGGAAAGGUAGCAGCUGCAUGUCCAGGCUAUGGUUAUAUUGACGAUGUUUACUAUACCAUUGGGGUGUGUGUUAGAGGAUACAGACCUCGAAGAGGGGAUGAUGUUAAGGUGACUGCCAUAGAGUCGACACAGGGGCAGUCUAAGUGGAGAGCUAUUCUGGUAGAACCCAAACCGGUUCAGUCAACUACUCAAAGCCCCUCAUCAGGAACACAGCAGUUUAUGGGGGAAAGGAUGGCUGAGCUACUGGCAAAUAAGAAUGGAAUUGUUAUCAAAGAUACUUUAGGCUUUGGUGACGUUGCUGUUGGUGAUUGUAGAACAAUCUGUAUUGACAUAAGGAAUUCAAGUCAGACUGUUCACAGACUAGUCAGCUGUUGUUUUGUCAGAGCUGAUUCCCAGUUUCAAGUUGCAUUGGCAUCAGACCUUAAAGAACCCAGUGAAUCUGAAGAGUCUAGGGCAGGUACUGAAAUGAGACUGCAACCAGAGCAAACAAGAUCUGUUACCAUAACAUUCACAGCUAGGGCUCUUGGGCGAUUCAAGCACCUUCUUGUCAUUGGUUUUGAAGGCUUUGAGAUCGGCCGGCACAUUACUGGUAAUGUUGUUGAUGACCAUCAGGCGUAUCUGAGUCCAUCAGCACCAUACAGUCGCACCAGGAAGACCAGGCAAACAAGGGAUUUAUUUGCAGACCAAACUGAUGGAUGGUUGGUUCCUGGAGAACGUCCAACAUGGAAAGUGAAACUUAUUUUCCCUAUCAAGUUGAAGAUGUACACUAUCCCAUCUGAUGUCAGGGAAUGUCUCCUACAGGAGAGAGAUCUGGGUAUGGUCAUCCCUGCACUAAGACAGCCAUUGUGCCUGCUGAACUAUCAGGCCCGUUUUUCUGCUCUCCUCAAUGCUGAAGAGUUGCAGAUGGAAUUGGAAAUGCGACAAUUUGACCUUCAGCAGGUAGAGAUGGAACCAUUUCGGGAAUUUUUGUGCCUGGCUGUCCCAGGCCUUGCUGAGGGCCGACCAUCUCUGUUGAUUGGUGACACAGUUGUAGUGUCUCUCUGUAUGUCUGCUCGUGAUGCACCGAGAUAUGAAGGAUACAUACAUGAGGUGCGUAAAGAUGACAUUUUACUAAAAUUCAAUGAUGAGUUCCAUUCAUCCUAUGGAUUAGAGAGAUGUGAUGUAAUGUUCUUCUUUAACAGGUCAUCCAUCAGAAGGGCUCACCAAGCUGUCGAAUUUUCAGUACAAAUGGGAGAAGAAGUCUUGUUUCCAAGAUCCCUUAGUCCUAAGCUUCCCAUUGUGAGCUUGAUGUUUGGCUCAAUGGAGACACAGGAUGAGAAACAGGUUUACAUGAACCCAACUAACAUUGAUAAAGGUAAGGAGUUGACUAUGCCCAAGCCUACUGACUGUCUGUACAACUCUCGCCUGAAUGAGCGUCAGCGUGCUGCCGUGGCUCGUAUUCUGAGUGGACAAAGCAGACCUACUCCUUACCUACUGUUUGGUCCACCUGGCACCGGAAAAACAGUCACACUGGUGGAGGCCAUACUUCAGGUGUUCCACAGGGUGCCGUCCAGUCGAGUCAUCGCCUGCGCGCCGUCUAACAGCGCUGCUGACCUUAUGGCUGUACGGCUGCACCGCAGCGGGUUCAUUCAGGAGGGAGAUAUGAUCCGACUUAACGCAUUCCAACGAGUCCAAGAGAUCCCAGAAUCCAUCAAUAAAUACUGCGUCGAUACAGACAGCCUCCAACUUGCGGCGCAUUACCGUAUCAUCGUGUGUACUUGCAGUACGGCGGGGCAGCUCUUUUCGCUAGGACUCAAACCUGGUCAUUUCACGCACGUGUUUGUAGAUGAGGCGGGCCAAGCUACAGAACCCGAAUGCUUGAUACCGAUUGGUCUAGCCGCGGGAGAAGAUGGCCAGAUCAUCUUAGCAGGAGACCCAUUCCAGCUAGGCCCAGUCCUCCGCUCGCCCGUAGCCAUCUCUUACGGUCUCAACGUCUCGUUACUCGAGAGACUCAUGUCCGGGCUCCUGUACGCGCGGGACGAGACGCGGUUCGCGGACCACGGCUGCUACGACCCUCUACUCGUCACAAAACUGGUCAACAACUACCGCUCUCACCCCUCCCUCCUGCGUCUGCCCUCUGCCCUAUUCUACCACAGCGAGCUGCGGGUCUGUGCCGAGCGGACCAUGAGGGAGCAGCUCAGUCAGUGGGAGAUGCUGCCAACACAAGGAACUCCGCUGGUCUUCCACGGGCUCAAGGGCGAGGACAUGCGGGAAGGAAACACCCCUUCCUGGUUUAACCCCGUGGAGGCUGUCCAGGUAGUCCGGUAUGUCCAGGCACUCAAGAACAGCGCCAUGUGUCCUAUCAAGCUAGCCGACCUCGGCGUUAUUACACCCUACAAGAAACAGGUGGAGAAGAUCCGUCUCUUGCUGUCCCGUGUGGGUAUCGAUGAGGUCAAGGUUGGAUCCGUGGAGGAGUUUCAGGGGCAAGAGCGCCCAGCCAUCAUUAUCUCUACAGUUCGCUCUACGGAGGCAAUGGUUGGUUUUGAUGUUGCUCACACGAUCGGCUUCCUGGAUAACCCUAAGCGUUUCAACGUGGCUGUCACUCGUGCCCAGUCUCUUCUGGUGGUGGUCGGUAAUCCGCAUGUCCUGUGUCGAGACCCAUAUUGGUGUAGUUUGCUACAGUAUUGUGUGAUGGUUGAUGCGUACACAGGAUGUGACCUUCCUGACUUGGACACACCCACCUACCAGGAAGAGUUCAUGUUUUCGAUGGGGGUUCUUAGCAACCUAACAUUUGACGAUGAAAAAGGUACAGACCAAGCUCAUAGUGGGAACGGCAAAACAGAAAAUCUUAACGAACACUUGAUUGGUAGCCAAGAGAUCAAAGACCUUUCCAAGACUUCUAAAGAAAACCCAAGCAAUAACGUCCAUCUAGGUAGUGAUUUCGAGGCACACACAAUCGCAAAAGAAACUGAAAAAUGUGAAGCUUCGAAUAAGGUCAUAAUUGAACCAAAAGACGUCGUUCAUAUCUUGGACAAUAAGACUUUUCAAGGGAUUGCUACACCUAACCUUGAUAACCACGGCUUUAGUGAAAACUCUGGAGCCUCGGAGGAAAAGGUCACAAUGGAAAGAAAAGAAGCAGCUACUAAGAAAUACUGGAUUUCAGAGAAAACGAUUGCAUGUAAAAUAGAUGGCCUCUCUGGCGCUAGAAUGAUUAAAGUCACAAUCGAGAGGGAUGAUAGUACUUCUUCUACGCAAUGUGAGACUUUUGAUCGGAAACUCACAGAGAUCAAGGAUAAUCAGGACCCAAGCCUGGCUAUUGUUACAUCGCAAGGGGCGUCUGCAAUAAGCGGGGCGUAUAAAGGGAAAGACGACUUGAAGCCUGGUCGUAGUGCACCAUGGUCUGGGCAGGGCACAAAGGGAAUCACGACAAAACCCAAACUACAAGCGAAUACGCCUAUCAUGUCUGGGCCUAGCAAGCAACGUGAACAGAGGAGUUCGUCUGCGACAGCCAAGAGAAGGGGAAAUACCGGCCGAAAACACACCCAAAGACCACGGGAUGAGAGAAAGGAAAAUGAUACAAGAGUUAAAGGAAUAGACAAUGUUGAUCUCGCUAAGGAAGAAAAACCUGCAAUGUCACCCCCUGGGGGAAUAGUUUUCCAGGACUCAACCCCACUCAGCAAUGAUGCUGGGUUCCCUGUGGCGACCCGUGACAAUGUAACGCACGAUUCCAAACUCGCUUUAACGCUAAGCCUUAGUACUUCUUCAGCUGUCUCUAGCGAUGACGAAGACCUGGAGGAAUUCCUAAUCACGUGACCUCGGGCGUCACGAUUUCGUAGACUGGGCGAGGUUUACUGGGCCUCUUGUUUUUUUAUUCCUGCUCAGGGAAUCGAUGGUUUUUGUUCAUUAAAAUACAGUCCAAAUA